Molecule: messenger RNA, 3516 nt
Organism: Colletotrichum siamense
Lineage: Eukaryota; Fungi; Ascomycota; Sordariomycetes; Glomerellales; Glomerellaceae
Gene: RSF2-0
Product: Respiration factor 2
Exons: 3
Coding region: 1-3516 (1171 amino acids)
Biological process (GO): DNA-templated transcription; regulation of transcription by RNA polymerase II
Cellular component (GO): chromatin
Molecular function (GO): zinc ion binding; RNA polymerase II cis-regulatory region sequence-specific DNA binding; DNA-binding transcription factor activity, RNA polymerase II-specific
Source: RefSeq, a predicted model, not a curated record
AUGACGACCAAUUCCUCUUCUCCCGCCGCUGCAGCUACUGCUGGCGGUGCUGCUGCUCCCGCGGCGGCUGCUGCCAACGGUGCUGCCCCGGCCACCGAAGAUAGUGCAGCAGCUUCUACUAUUACCGUGAACACGAAGACGCCUGCCAAUUUUCCUCCCCCCAAAACCGAUAAGCCCCGCCCUCAUGUGUGCGCGACUUGUCAGCGCUCCUUCGCCCGAUUGGAGCAUCUGAAACGCCACGAGCGCUCCCACACCAAGGAGAAGCCUUUUGAGUGCCCUGAAUGCACGAGAUGCUUCGCUCGUCGCGAUCUGCUGCUGAGACACCAGCAGAAGCUUCACCAGACGACCACCCCUUCUUCGCGCCCCCGCAAUCGCCGUGAGAGCGCCAGCGGCGUUGCACCUGGAACGAGCCGCGCCCGCAAGAACAGCGUCGCUGGUCCCAACGCUGCUGCGGCUGCAAACGCCGCGGCUUCCAUGCGUCCCAGAGCCAACACCAUCAGCCAUGUCGACCAAAAUGCCAUGCAAAUGAUUGCGGCCGCCAAUGCCCAGGUAGCGAGGGGCAUGCCGCCUGGCACACACAGCCGUCACCCUAGUUUGGUGGGCUUGCCCGUGCACAAUAUGGACUUUGGUGGCAUGUCAGCCGCCAUGGGCCAGCGCGGCAUGGCUCACGGUUUGCCAAAGCUCGAGACGCAUGGCAUCAACAACAUGGACUUCAGCGGCUUGCGGACCGCUCCGCCGAUGGCCGUGUUCAACCCGGACUUCGACUUCGAGGGGCUGUUGUUCGGCCCGGGCUCCACCAUCAACCCUAAUGCUCUCCACUAUAACGACUCGCCCCAGUCCAUGGCCUUGGAUCAAGCUUCGCCCUUCCAUGGCCUGACCAGCGACAUGUCGUCUACUCAACUGGACGACAGCUUCGACUGGUUGACCGGUUUUGAGCAUCAGAUGUCGUUUCAGGGUGCCGACAAUGCCGUAGACGGAUCCAGCCCGUCCGCCAUCAGCACCACCAGCCAGAGUGGCAUUAGCGAUGUCAUGGUGGACGGCUCCAACCACCCCCCGGCUGGCACCAGCUCCAUGUGGCAGCCGGCCGUAAUGGGUCCUCCCCAAGUCCCGAACCCUUUUGCCCUGGACAUGAAUGGUUCCGUCUUUCCCGAUCUCAUGAACGGCGCCCCCGUGUCGCCCCAGCCGUCUACCCAGAAACUCAAUGAUGCCUACUUUUCGACGCCUCCCCCUUCUCUGAGCUCUUUGAGUCCGUCCAUGGUCUCGGGUCUAAACAACACCCAAAACUUGAACCAGGCGCUCAACUUCAACAAUGCAGGACCCGAGACCCCCUCGUCUCUCAAUGGUGGAAACCAUGGCGUCUCGCCUGUCUCCACCAUCACGGAUACUACCCGGAGUGCCAUCGUCGGUGCCCUUUCGCAGUGCGCUCCUUUUGGUGGACGGAGAUACUCAUUUGCGACCCCAAGCUCGCCGUUGUCGCCAGGAUUUCAGAACACAGCCAACAGUGUUCCUGACCAUGUAAAGAAUUUACCUAGCACUCAAGACUUACAACGAUAUGUUGGCGCUUAUCUUCGUUACUUCCACCCUCAUCUGCCGUUUUUGCACAUUCCCACUUUGAAUUUUGAGAUGCCGCCCUCCGCUACCAACCGAUCCAACAGCGUCGGUGGGAGCGGGUGUCUCAUCCUUUCCAUGUCUGCCAUUGGCGCCUUGUACGAAAUGGACCACGUCCAAUCUCGGGAAUUGUUUGAGAUGGCCAAGAAAAUGAUCCAGUUGUAUCUAGAGGAGAGGCGGAAGGCCGAUGUGAGAAAGGCAGACUUACGCAGAACUCCAGCAUCCGAGCCGAACUCUCACACCCAGGAAUCCUCAGUCCACACCCCGGUCUGGCUCGUCCAAGCCAUGCUUCUCAACGUCGUCUACGGCCACAAUUGCGGCGACAAGACAGCCAGCGAUAUCGCCUCAACCCAUUGUGCAGCCCUUGUCAGCCUGGCUCAGGCUGCCGACCUCCUCCGUCCUAUUCGCGUCGAGUCUAACGAGACUCAUGACACUCACAUGCGUGAUGAUGCCAACUGGCCCGGCAUGCGAACGGAUUCUGAAGAGCAGGCCGAAUGGAUCCAGUGGAAGACGAUGGAAGAGCGCAAGCGCACCCUUUAUGUCGUCUUCAUCCUUUCCAGUCUCCUGGUUGCAGCAUACAACCACACGCCCGCACUCACCAACUCGGAAAUUCUGCUUGACCUGCCAUGCGACGAAGAGUUCUUCUCCGCUGAGAGCAGUACUGCAUUUGCGGCAAAGGGUGGCAUUCGCGCGGCUAACCACAAUCGCAUGACAUUCCACGAGGCUUUGGGGGAGUUGCUGAGGACGAACGAAAAGCAACAAAAGCAGAAGGCUUUCAAUGCGCAGCAAGGAUUCGGGCCAGGAGUUAAUAUCCACGACAUGCCCACCAGCGACUUGAAGCCGUCUACGUUCGGAUGCUUGAUUCUGAUUAACGCGCUGCACAACUACAUUUGGGAAACCCGACAACGCCACCACAACAAGGUCUGGACAAAUGAGGAAACGGAAAAGAUGCAUCGCCAUAUCGAGCCGGCCCUCAAGGCGUGGCAGGCGGCAUGGGCAAGCAACCCGAACCACAGCUUGGAGCGACCGAACCCCUUUGGCCUGGGCCCGCUAUCUGCCGACGCCAUUCCGUUGCUUGAUUUGGCCUACGUUCGUCUUUUUGUAAACUUGGCUCGAUCAAAGGAGAAAUUCUGGCAACGCGAUUGGGACGCCAUGGCGGAGGAGCUCUCGCGAGGUAGCGAAAUUGUUCAGCACGCCGAGCACUCACCCGCCUCAAACACUGAAUCAAAUGGCACAGACCCUUCUGAUAACUCGGUCUCCAGCUCGGUCUUUGCCGAAUCGCCAGCCACGCAGUCCUCAUCCCCGGAAUUCUCUUCGGCAAAGUUUCCACCCCCGACCCAAGCCGCUCCGCAGCUCACCAACCGCUCUACAUCGCGCAGAGAGAAGCACCUAAGGAAGGCCGCCUUCUACGCCGCUGACUCUCUCGCGAUGUCCGACAAGCUUGGUGUUACUUUUGCCGAUUUCUCCAGCCGCGAGCUGCCUCUUCAGUCGGCAAUGUGCGCUUUUGACUGCGCUCAGGUAUUGGCCGAGUGGGUCGCGACUCUGCAAGAUCGCAUCGGGCGAUAUCUGGGAAUUUUAGGUCAAGAUGAAGUUGAUCUAUCCCAAGUACCAGCAAUCAUGCUUCUGGAGGAGGAAGACGUCAAGUUGUUGGGCAAGGUUCAGGAGGUGUUGGCCUCGGCUGAGAUGAAGAUGAAUUUGGAAGUCGUCCAGGGUAGCAUUGUGGGGGUUGAUGCUAGGAUGCAGAUGGACGAUCACACAGGAUACGCAGCCAAAAUCCUGCGUGUCACAGCUUACAUGCUCGAUAAAGCUGCUGUUUGGCCAGUCACUCAUCUCAUGGCCCGAUGCCUCGAGACUCACGCUACUCACAUGAGAGCCCGAGCCGAAAAGUCCGUCAUUGCAUGCGAAUAA